CACCCCCGCUCUGGAUCAGCUGCAGUUGUUCGCUGGUGGAGUUGAGGUCGCGACGUCGAUUCACACGGGAGUAAGAGGCGUCACCCAUGUCGUCGGAAGAAAAUGUGGAGAACCACGCGGUUCCUGAUGGCCAACUUUGGGAGCAGCAGAAUGUGAUGGGUCGGGUGGCCAGCCUGCCCUUGGUGAGUUCAACCUGCCACCUGGUCUCCUCGGCCUACGCGUCCACCAAGGAGACGAGUCCCUACUUGAAGUCCGUCUGCGAUGUGGCCGAGAAAGGGGUGAAGACCCUCACGGCAGCUGCCCUGUGCGGUGCCCAACCUCUGGUCACCAGACUGGAGCCUCAGAUUGCAACAGCCAGUGUGUACGCAUGCAAAGGACUGGAUAAACUGGAAGAGAAACUCCCUAUCCUGCAGCAGCCGUCUGACAAGGUGGUAGCAAACACCAAAGAAUUGUUGUCCAACAAAGUCACGGGAGCCCGAGACGCCGUGUCCAGCACCGUCCAUGGGGCGAAGCGAGCCGUGUCCAGUGGCGUGAACGGGAUGGUGGACAUGGCCAAGGGAGCCGUCCAAGGCAGCAUGGAGAUGACCUGCUCUGUCGUGGCAGGGGGUGUGAACGGCGUUAUGGGCUCCAGAGUGGGCGAGAUGAUCACCGCCGGUGUGGAUACUAUGCUGGGAAAAUCCGAAGAAUUUGUGGAUUAUUAUCUCCCCAUGACAGAUCGAGAGCUCGCUGAACUGGCCACCUCCGUGGAGGGCUUCGAAAUCGGCACGGUGGAUCAGCAGAAGGAGCGGAAAAGCUAUUUUGUGCGCCUGGGUUCCUUGUCCGGCAAACUCCGCCAGCGCGUCUUCCCGCAUUUCCUGGCUAAGUUGAAAGAGGCCAAAGAAGGCACCCAAGAUGCCCUGGGCCAGGUCCACCAGACCUUAGUGCUGAUUGAACGUGUCAAACACGGGGUGGACCAGACCCUGCAGAACGGCCAAGAGAAGCUCCAUCACAUGUGGUUGGUCUGGAGCGAGAUGCCUCCUGCGAACUUCAAGCCCCUGAAUUCAUCAACGCGGCCCGAGGUCGAAUCCCAGACGCUGGCCAUGUUUCGUGGACUGACUCAACAGGUCCAGCUUUCCUAUUUGACCCUCAUGUCCCAGCUCCGGGGUCUGCCCGCCGGCAUCCAAGACAAAGCCAAGCUGAUCUGGCACACGUUGGAGGACCUCCACGUAUCCUUCUUGGCCGCCGGUUCCUUCCAAGAGGUGCCGUCCGCCGCGUUGGCUGAGAGCUGUCAACGGAUCGUCAAAGCCCGGGGUUCGGUGGACGAAAUCGUGGACUACGUGGUGCAAAACGUUCCCCUGCCUUGGGUGGUGGGACCGUUUGCACCCUGCCUGGUGGAACUACCUUACGCCGCCGGCAUGGAAGGGAAUGAAGAAGGAGAAUACCCCAGACCCAAACGCCCUGCGGAGCCCAAAGUAAGAGCAGAAGGAAACUGUCAUUUAGAGAGCUGAAGGACACGAGGUUCGAGAACGGCUCCUGCCAACACUUAGAACUGUCUUGCAAAUGGCUGAAAAACUGGAAAAAUAUAUAGAAUUUUAUCAGGAAUGCGGAUUUCAGAAAGAUUGCCUUAUCUGCUUUCAGUUGUGCCUUUAGAAGAAACUUUCUCCACCUCGGUCCCUUUCAGAUACAGGUAAUCCUCGACGUACGACAGCCAUCGGGCCCAGAAUUUAUGUUGCUAAGUGAGAAAUUUGUUAAGCGAAUUUAUGACUUUCCUUGCCACGUUUUGUUAAGGAGAAAGCAGUGCAGUUGUUGAACUAGUAACACUGUCCUUAAGUGAAUCUGGGUUCCCCGUUGAUUUUAAUCAUCAGAAGGUCGCAAAAGAGGAUCACGUGACCUCCUCCUCCCCCGGAGACACUGCAACGGUCAUAAGUAUGAAACAGUUGCGUCUGAAUUUUGAUCAUGUGAUCACAGGGAGACUGCAACGGUUGUGGGAAAAGUCGCCAUAAGUCACGUUUUCCGGUGCUGUUUCAAACAGUUACUAAAUGAACUGUUGUAAGUCGAUGACUCCCUUUAGGUGGACUUCAACUCCCAGAAUUCCCCAGCCCGCAGGGAAUUCUGGGAAUUGAAGUCCACCCAUCUGAAAGAGACCGAGGGUGUAAGAAACACCACAAGCUUAGAUUACGGUGUCGAUGGGAGGAUCAAAAUAACCAAGAUGGUGCCUUGAAUGUUUUAUAAAAGGGGUGUGGGUUCAAAUCGGGCCCAAGCGGCCAUCUUCGUUGUUUCAAUGUACCCUCUCUGCAGACGGCCCUACGAGCAUCCUAUCGAAUUGAAUAAACGGAUUUUCUUGCA
Molecule: messenger RNA, 2325 nt
Organism: Ahaetulla prasina
Lineage: Eukaryota; Metazoa; Chordata; Lepidosauria; Squamata; Colubridae
Product: perilipin-3-like
Exons: 8
Coding region: 87-1487 (466 amino acids)
Biological process (GO): lipid storage; positive regulation of triglyceride storage
Cellular component (GO): lipid droplet; cytosol
Source: RefSeq, a predicted model, not a curated record